AUGACAGUCACGAAGCUCUCGGACCCGCAAGACUGGCGCGUCAUCGUCGCCCACAAGCGCAAGCAGCUCGACUCGCAAAUCCCCUCUGCCUGGCGCCUGACCGACGCCUUCCGCGCCUCCCUCCCCGCCAACGGCCACCUCCUGGCCUUCGACGCCGUCGCCAAAAGCAACAUCCUCACCGCCGAGGAACUCGACCUCACCGAGAACUACACCGCGGGCCAGUUACUCCAGCGCCUCGCCUGGGGCGAUGUCAGCUCCGUCGCCGUGACCACCGCAUUCUGUAAGCGCGCCGCCGUCGCGCAGCAAUUGACAUCCUGUCUGACAGAGCACUUCUUCGAUCGAGCGCUCGAGCGAGCGAGGUAUCUGGAUGACUAUUUGACGCGGGAGGGCAGGGUCUUCGGUCCGUUGCAUGGGUUGCCGGUCAGUCUCAAGGAUAGUUUCCGCGUGGAGGGCGUCGAUACCAGUGUCGGGUAUGUGUCGUUCCUGGGACAUGGCCCGGCGAAGGAGAACUCCGCGUUGGUGCAGAUGUUGUUGGAUCUGGGGGCGGUGUUGUAUGUCAAGACGAAUGUGCCGCAGACUAUGAUGACCGGCGACUCCGACAACAACAUCUACGGCCGCACCCUGAACCCCCACAACACGAACCUCACAGCUGGCGGCUCGUCGGGCGGCGAGGGUGCCCUCAUCGCCCUCCGGGGCUCCAUCCUCGGCGUGGGCACCGACAUCGCCGGCUCAAUCCGCAUCCCAGCGCUCUGCUGCGGCGUCUACGGCUUCAAGCCCACCACCGCCCGCAUCCCGUUCGCGGGCCAGGCCAGCGGCGCCAUGGAGGGCCUGCCGGGCAUUACGCCCUCCGCCGGCCCACUGGCUCAAUCCUUCGAGGAUCUGGACCUGUUCAUGUCCACAGUCCUGGACGCAUCCCCCUGGCGAUACGACAGUGCCGCCACCGCAGCGCCUUGGUCCCGGCCACGGGCCAUGAACCACCAGCAGCCGCAGCUACUAACAAUCGGUGUCCUCGGCGAAUGCGCCCACUUCCCGCUCCAUCCCCCGGUGAAACGCGCCCUAGAGAACGCAAUAGACGCCCUGAAGAAGAAAGGCCAUCGCAUCGUCUACCUCAGCCCUGACAACGCCACCGCAUCCUCCCCCUCCCCCUCAACAACCCUCGCAGCAACCCGCGCAACCAACCUCGCCCACGCCAACCGCCUCAGCUUCCAAUACUUCAUCUACAGCCCUAGCAUAGACCACAUCACCCCCAGCGGCGAACCCCCGGUCCCCUCCGUCGCGCAAGCCAGUUCCCCAAUGUUCACAGGCCCCUUCCCCGUCCCGAUGGACGAGACCGUCGUCUCCCCAUUCACACUGAUCAACACCCUCCACAAGGAACGCCGGAGAUACAGCGACGCGUGGCGCGAGACAUUCGUCGCCAACGACUUGGACGUCGUCCUCGCCCCGGGGGCCCAGAACACCGCCGUCGAGUGGGAUACCUUUGGGUGGCCGCCGUACACCCUCGUGUGGAAUCUGGUCGACUAUCCCGCCUGCAUUCUCCCCUACGGCCAAGCCUCCAAGGCCCUCGAUCCGGACCCGAUGGUGCUCGAAGAUGGCGUGCAGCCGAGUUAUCAUCCCGAUGCCGUCGACGGCGCGCCCUGCGCGAUCCAGGUGAUUGCGCCGCGUUUUCAGGACGAGAAGUGCUUGGCUGCUGCGAGGAUCAUUGAUCGGGAUAUUCGGGCGUAGGAUUGGAAUCGGUGUUUGGAUGGCGGUUCCCGUUGGUUUGGCUAGGUGGGAGAUGGGUGCUGAGUAUCGGGAUAGUUUCUUUACCGGUCCGUACACCGUAGUGGGAUGUGGAUAACCUCGAGUGACUCUAUCACUCGCAUAUAUCAGGCCCUGGACGGGAUAGUGCUGUGUCAGGGGAACAGUUUCUGACUUGGUUCGCGAGCAGUAGCAUUAGCAGUCGUAACAGCAAUAGCUACAGCUCCCAGUACAGUAACCAUGAGCCAUGCAGGGAGCAUUU
Molecule: messenger RNA, 1999 nt
Organism: Aspergillus uvarum CBS 121591
Lineage: Eukaryota; Fungi; Ascomycota; Eurotiomycetes; Eurotiales; Aspergillaceae
Gene: gmdB
Product: general amidase GmdB
Exons: 5
Coding region: 1-1722 (573 amino acids)
Source: RefSeq, a predicted model, not a curated record